Messenger RNA from Strongylocentrotus purpuratus (purple sea urchin), 3511 nucleotides. RefSeq lists its product as uncharacterized. NCBI's taxonomy places the organism in Eukaryota, Metazoa, Echinodermata, Echinoidea, Camarodonta, Strongylocentrotidae. Gene Ontology annotation, molecular function: potassium ion leak channel activity. The transcript is spliced from 4 exons. Gene Ontology annotation, biological process: stabilization of membrane potential; potassium ion transmembrane transport. Gene Ontology annotation, cellular component: membrane. The record is from RefSeq and is a predicted model, not a curated record. The coding region runs from base 758 to 3037 and encodes 759 amino acids.
CAAUGGUGAUUAUAUGAUGAACAUAAAACAAGCCUUUAAUGCGUGGUAUAGCCUUCAGAACUAUGGAUAAGAUUGGCUAAAAUAUGCAGGUACCUUGUAUCGUAUUGAGCCUUCUUCAAUUUGUAUUAAUGAUAGUUAGACUAAAACAUGCUGGUUGGUUUGUCUGCCCAUAUUAACCAUCACCUACACUACAAUACGAAGCAACGCUCACUGAUGAUUCGGAAUAUCUAUUUAAGUGAUUAGCUGACAUUUUCUAUAGCAAGUCACCUUAUUCCUAUUGUCAGUCUGGAAAGCCAUUUGUAUUAUAAAAGUAUAAAAAGAAUAAAAAUCUACAAAGCAUGGUUGACAUCUUCAGUUUAUCGCGAUAAGUCGUGUGGAAAUUGUGAGAAAAGUUGGUGUAAUGUCGCAAUAUUUGGAACUGGUAUAUUUUGGGCUGUCCGUUGGCGUAAUGCGAUACAUCAAUGGAUGAACGGGUCCAAGGAGUAAAAAAAGAUCGACUGAUCCUUUAAUUGGGAAUUUAACAGCAUACGGAGUGUCGCAACCACAUUUGGAAUAAACGUGAUAUAAUGAUCACAACUGGCAACAUGGCGGGAAUGCUAUCUGAAAAAUUGCAAUAAAUUUAAAGAUGUGGACUUUAUCUAAUAAGUACCUUCUCUCUGCCAGGAACUAUAUUUGACCUUAAUUAUUCAAUAUCCUCAAAUGGAUUCUGUUUUCAGUAUGGAAUCCCAAGAAAAUACAACAUAGGACCUUCCUAUUGAUGAACUCAUCUAAAAAAGGACUAGUUCCUGAUCUCAAGAUGUCAGUUUUUGGUACUAUGCAACUGAAGGAGAGGAGUAAAAGAUACAAGUCAGAUCCUGGACCGGCCGACAUAUCCAAAUUCAUCACUCUACAUCCCCGUUUGCUUGCACCACUUUCAAAGAAGUUUGGGGAAAUCCAGACCGCACAAGACAUGUUGGAACCUGAUGUCCUUGAGGUCAAAGGGCUAUCAAAUGUUAAACUAUCAUGUUCGUCAAGAGAACUCCCUAAAAUGUCCAGACGUAGGAGAAAACUAAAGCUCGGUAAAAAGCUUCUGCAACUGCUGUCGUCGCCUUUUGGGCUUUUCUUGCUUCUCCUUGUGUACAUGGCCCUUGGUGCGCUUAUGUUCAUGUACGUUGAAACGGCUUCAGCUCAGGCCAUGCACAUGAAACUGGACGAGACCAGGAUGGAAUUCGCCCAAAUCCUGGUCCUAAACGAGAGCUGUCACCAAGACGUAGAGUGUGUCUUCACGUGGCUCAUGGGGUGGGAGGAGCAAUUGUGGAAAUUUCCGAUAGGAAUUCUCGAUGAAUCAAUUAAGUUAUGGUCCUUCGAAAAUGCCUUUCAUUUGUGUUUCUCUAUCGUCACUACAAUAGGUUAUGGUAAUAUUACACCAAUCACCAAACUUGGGCACAUUCUUGUUAUCGUAUAUGCAACCUUUGGAAUACCAAUCAUGCUCCUUUUCGUUUCUGACAUCGGAACGGUGACAGCACAAUGGGUUAAACGUUUCGUCUUGUUGUACCGUUCCAAACGAAGAUCAACUUUGGAAGCACGACGAGUGACGAAACAACAGUCGACAGCAGUUCCUAAUACCAUGGCAACCGAAGCAAGUACGACGAAAGUUGGCGGGGAUAUUAAGGAGGAAAUAGGCAUGACUGCUAGAAUAAAACCCGAGUUUGAUUUCAAAGGUUCGCCUAAUAUUGAUAUUAAAUUUGAUGAACAGAAUAAAACCUCGCACAGUGGGAGUAAUAGGGACAAGGGGACACCACACGAAAUAUACAACGGAGAGAUACAUGACAAGAUGAAAGAUACAAUUUUUAAUGAUGUGAAUGAUAAAUAUACACUCCAAGGUAACACGGUAGCGAAACCUAGAAUUCCAGUGAUAAGCAUUGAUUCGGACACCGAUAAUGAAUCCGACAUUGAGGAAAUCAUCGGCGAAAUCAUUAGAGAUGAUACCGAUAUUUAUGAUACGGCCGAGAUCGCCAUACACGCAGCUUGGGACGAGAGCGAGUCCGAGGACAAUAUCGAUGUCAACGACGUCGAUAGGUCGACACAUCAACGACGAUAUCGAAGAGAUGUAUUGCAGAAAGAGGUUCAUUUUCCUGCUACGACGGAAGUUAUAGUUGAAACGAGAGGCAAGUCGAGAUAUCUUAGAUCGUUUAGUGAGCCAGUGCUGGAAACGACGCUGAAAGAAACGCCGUCUUCCAGUCAAAGAAAUGAUGUUAAUAAGCACAAGGGAACAAAAUCUAAAGAGCCUUUUGAUCCAUCAGCUAAUCGAAAUGGGAAUGCAGUAUCAAAAGAUAUUCCGAGGACAUUAAGUGACUACCCCUCAGAAGAUGAAACCAAAGAUUCCAACAUGGCGGAUUCUGACAUCAUUUCUAACCGAACUCAAUCUUUCAUCGAAGCAACAAACGCCGAGAAAGACAAGAGCCAGCAAAAACACACGAGUCACGAAAAUACUCAGGAAAUCACCUCAAAUGGGGGAGUUAAGUCUUCCGAAAAACGUCGUGUUUCUCAUGUUUUGUUUCAAGAAGAGUCGCCUUCGCCAGGAAAUAUUGAUAAAGAAGUGAAUGAUAUCUCCUUCCCGUGGUGGAUGGCGUUUCUUCUUCUCUUUGUAUACCUCAUCAUAGGAAUGUUCAUGUUUCAUUUCGCAAUCAAAUGGAAUUAUUUAGAUUCAUUUUAUUAUUCCUUCGUGUCGCUAAGUACGAUAGGUUUUGGCGAUCUCUAUUACCAACCCAGUGCGCACCCUGGUUCCAUAUAUUACACAUUUAUAUACUGUUUUGUGGGUUUCUGCUAUACAUCUAUGUGUAUGAGUUUGAGUUCGAGGGAACUCUUGCGCAUUGCGCGUCGCGUCGCGUGGAAGAUUGGCUAUUACAGGAGCAGACGGUGGAAGAGGGAUUUUCGCCUCUUUUGGAAGGCGCGUAGACUGAGGGCUCCGAGACGUGCUGGAAGAUGGUCGGAUCGGCGGAGGAAACCGCUCAGAGUUCAGCGAAUCGUUUCGGAAUCUCCUGGAGCAUUCCCCUGAUCAAUUUGAUGUAAAACCACCUAAGUUAUCUUCUACAACAAAUAAUAUAGAGCCUAUUGCUGUGAUUACUCUUUUAGUAUUAGAAUUGGAAAUCGAUGUUGAAAUUGACAACAUUUUAAGAUUUGUGAGGUCGCAGUGCGAACAACCACAUGUUAUAAAAAGGAAAACACACAAUUCUGGUGGCAUGGGAUUUAAGCACAAUCUUAUCAUGAAAGAUUAAAAAGAUAUUUAAUAAGAAACAUAAUUAUACCAACUUUAAAUGCGAGGGAGCGUAGCGAACGAGCUUUGGGCGAAAUUUAUGGAAAAAUUGCUCUUAGUUGCUUUAAAUUAUGAACACAUUUUAUGGGGGAAGAAAAAAGGGGCACAUAUCCAAAAGGAAAAUGACACUUAUAGAAGGGGCACCUUUCCUAUGUAAAAAAGGGACAAUUUUUGCCUGACUAAAAAUUUGGGAAUUUGUCAUUUACCAACAAACGC